AUGGGUCCUAGUCUUUGUAAUUUGGUGAUAGAUGUCUUUAAUGGGGGCAGUAUUGAUCUAGAAAUAAACUGUACUAAUACUUUCUUAAUCCCGAAGAUGGAUGCACCUGAGUCUUCAAAUCACUUCAGACCUAUCAUCUUAUGCAAUGUUACAUAUAAGCUUAUUACUAAAGUGAUUGCUAAUCAUUUGAAGAUUAUCAUGAGCAAAGUGAUUAGUCCGAUGCAGUCUAGCAUUGUUAAAGGUAGGCAUAUUAUGAAUAAUAUUAUCAUUGUUAAGGAAAUUCUUCAUUUAACGAAUAAAAUGACUAGUAAAACUGGUUAUAUGGUUAUUAAAGUGGACUUGGAAAAGGCUUAUGAUAAGCUUAAUUGGAGUUUUAUUCUUGACACCUUAAUGGACCGUAGUAUUCCUAGUGGGCUUAUAAAUGUUAUUAUGAAUUAUAUCACUAGUGCUUCUAUGCAGAUCUCUUGA
Ricinus communis (castor bean) is the source of this 468-nucleotide messenger RNA. RefSeq lists its product as uncharacterized. The transcript has a single exon. Bases 1 to 468 code for a protein of 155 amino acids. Lineage: Eukaryota; Viridiplantae; Streptophyta; Magnoliopsida; Malpighiales; Euphorbiaceae. The record is from RefSeq and is a predicted model, not a curated record.